This is a messenger RNA of Tripterygium wilfordii, 2515 nucleotides long. RefSeq lists its product as uncharacterized. Bases 253 to 1983 code for a protein of 576 amino acids. Lineage: Eukaryota; Viridiplantae; Streptophyta; Magnoliopsida; Celastrales; Celastraceae. The transcript has 2 exons. The record is from RefSeq and is a predicted model, not a curated record.
AUUGAUUUUUAAAAGUCAAACACCAAAUACGUACAGAUUGAGUAAAAAACCCUUUGGUGAUAGCGCCCCCAAUUCUUCAGAUUGUUGUCGGCCAACAUUAUCACUGGAUUUCUUCAAGUAGUUGUUGGCUGUCGGCGUCAUCACCGGAGUUCUUCAAGAAGUCAACCUAAAUCCAUACCUACAUCUCCAAAUCUGAAGCAAGGAAGGGGAUCAUCUCUCUGCAAUUUUGAACUUUAACACGAAACUAAAUUCAUGGAUAAGAGUUGGGUUCAUUUGAAUAAAGGAACACCUGAAUAUGAGAAGGGUAUGGAUACAUAUUUAGAUAUCGCCUUUUCUUGUGAAGGGGUUACUGAUAAAAUACGGUGUUCGUGUUGUAAGUGCAACAACGUCUAUUUUAAGGAUAAAAGUGAUGUUAAGUUCGAUUUAUUUAGAUGGGGGAUGGAAAAAAGUUACACUAAAUGGAUUUACCAUGGUGAAAGCUUAAACGACGUGCCUAUUGAUGAUGGAGUUGAGGCAAAUGAUGAUAAUAAUGCAGAAAAUGAUGAUGUUGCCACAUUUGAAAUGUUGUAUAACAUGUCAAGAGGUGGAGGUUUUGGGGAUAUCCUUGCAGGUAUCGGAGAGCACUUCGAUAAUUGUGAUCCUAAACAACCAAAUGAGGAGGCCAAAAAAUUUUACCAAUUGUUGAAGGAUGCAGAGCAGAAGCUAUACCCUAACUUUGAUAAGUUAUCCAAACUAUCUUUUGUUGUCAAAAUCUUUCAGCUUAAAUGUCUUUAUGGUUUCACUGAUAGGGGGCUGAAUGGAUUGUUAGAUUUUAUAAGAUUUAUUCUUCCACCAGACAAUACAUGUCCUGCAUCUAUGAGGGAGGCUCGAAAGAUGGUUUCAGCUCUUGGGUUAAUGUACAAAAAAAUAGAUGCAUGUGUUAAUGAUUGCGUUUUAUUUUGUAAGGAAAAUUCAGUGAUGGACCAAUGCCCAGAAUGUGGAGAAUCUAGAUGGCAAAAAGUUCCAGAAGUUGUAGGCAAUGAGGUACCAAUAUUCAAGAAAAAAAAGAAGAGGGUACCGCGAAAGCUUUUACGUUACUUUCCACUAAAACCACGUCUUCAACAAUUGUUUAUGUCAAAAGAAACAGCUUCAGCUAUGAGAUGGCAUAGGGAUGAACGAGAAAAUGAUGGAAUUCUACGACACCCGGCAGAUUCAAAAGAAUGGAAAGAUUUUGAUGAUAAACAUCCAUCCUUUGCUAUAGAAUCUCGCAACGUGAGACUUGGACUAGCGAGUGAUGGUGUCAAUCCAUUUGGAACCAUGAGCAUUUCACAUAGCACUUGGCCUGUUGUCAUGAUCCCCUAUAACUUGCCUCCUUGGAUUUGCAUGAAACAUUCAUAUUGGAUGUUAUGUUUACUUAUUCCUGGACCAAAAUCUCCAGGUAAUGACAUAGACAUAUACUUGGCACCACUGAUUGAUGAUUUGAAAGACCUAUGGGAAGUUGGUAUCCAAACAUUUGAUGCUUCUUUACAACAAAAUUUUCAGCUUCGUGCAAUGUUAUUGUGGACGAUAAAUGAUUUCCCUGCUUAUGCCAUGAUGUCUGGUUGGAGCACAAAAGGUGAGUUAGCAUGUCCUUGUUGUAAUAAAAAUACUUGUUCUUAUAGAUUAAAGCAUGGUCGAAAGCAUUGUUAUAUGGGUCACCGAAGGUCCUUGUCUCAUGAACAUCCUUGGCGAAAAAAUCGGCAUUUAUUUGAUAAUCAUAUGGAACAUCGUGAAGCUCCGAAAAGACUUUCUGGGUACGAUGUGUUAAAGCAAUAUGAUAUGUUUGACCAAGUAAAGUUUGGAAAGCUUACAAGGAAGAGAAAAAGAGAUGAUAAGACUGUUAAUUGGAAGAAAAAGAGUAUUUUCUUUGAGUUGCCUUAUUGGAAGACAUUAUCUUUACGACAUAAUCUCGAUGUAAUGCAUAUUGAGAAAAAGUUUGUGACAGUAUCUUGGGUACACUAUUAGAUCUUGAUGGAAAAACGAAAGACAAUUUAAAUGCUCGUCUUGAUCUUCAGUUGAUGGGUAUAAAGAAAGAACUUCAUCCUGUUAAAAUGGGCGACAAGUAUUGCUUGCCUCCCGCAAAGUACAACUUACACUUAAGUGAAAAGAGAGCUUUGUGCCAAUUCUUAAAAGAUAUCAAGAUGCCUGAUUCAUAUGCAUCAAACAUUGCUCGAUGUGUGCAUGUCAAACAGUGUAAGAUAUAUGGAUUGAAGAGUCAUGAUUGUCAUGUACUUCUAGAACGACUACUACCACUUGCAAUACGUGAUCAUGUGUGUAAAAGAAGCUUUGGAUCACCUUUGAAAACUUCUAUUGUAAAAAGUCAGAAGAGUGCUAGGCUUUUAAAUAAGAGAGAGUGCUGCAAAUUUUUUGUUAUAGACUUAUGACACUUUUCUGUGAAGAAAUAUUGGUAUUGUAAAUUUGGCAAUGCUUGUGAUGGUCUUUGUUGAAAUGCAACUUUUUUAUUAUAGAAUUAUGGUGCUGCACUUCUUGUUCGGAA